Mucor mucedo is the source of this 354-nucleotide messenger RNA. RefSeq lists its product as uncharacterized. NCBI's taxonomy places the organism in Eukaryota, Fungi, Mucoromycota, Mucoromycetes, Mucorales, Mucoraceae. The transcript has a single exon. Bases 1 to 354 code for a protein of 117 amino acids. The record is from RefSeq and is a predicted model, not a curated record.
AUGUAUUCAAGAAACCUGAAAUAUUUUAUGAUCACGUCUUGGAAAGUACAUUUGAGUUUGCUACUAGCAAAACCAAAAGAUGGAUUAAAAAAUCUGUCAUUGAAGUUGAAAACGCCGAAAGAAUUCGGUUGGACGACUUUUCUGAAGGCGAUCUUUCAACAAAAUUUGGCAGUUCGUAUUUUAAGUGCUUUAAUGCUAUUCAUAGUCGAAGUCAGGGAUCUAAGGGUACCAGGCUUGUUUUACGCUGAAGACAGUCCUAAUAACGCCAAAUUAGUCGAAAGAAUCGGCACAGCGUCUUCAUUAGGAAAAAUUGAGAGUAGAGGCUUAGAGGGAUUAAGUAGACGGGAAAGAUAA